Sinocyclocheilus rhinocerous is the source of this 6757-nucleotide messenger RNA. RefSeq names its product SET domain-containing protein 5-like. Gene Ontology annotation, biological process: regulation of DNA-templated transcription. Gene Ontology annotation, cellular component: Rpd3L-Expanded complex; Set3 complex. The record is from RefSeq and is a predicted model, not a curated record. The transcript is spliced from 24 exons. Lineage: Eukaryota; Metazoa; Chordata; Actinopteri; Cypriniformes; Cyprinidae. Bases 869 to 5152 code for a protein of 1427 amino acids.
AUUCGCUGGGAGCCGCGGUCGAUGCCGGUGUAGAGAGGGGGAUGGGCAAUACUGCGAAUGUAAAGGACAUGAGAUUGAAUCACAGUCUUGAAUCACCAAGUGGUGUACAUAUACCCAUAUAAAUACCGACUAUACUUUUGUAAAAUAACAUUGUAUAUUGAUUUAUUCUUAGACAACUCAACGUGAACAUAUGAAGACCGCACAAUGUCUUAAAUGGGAGAAAAUGUGAAACUUUCAACUCUUGCGUAAGGGACACUGAGAAGUUUGGAAGAUAGCCCGAGAGCCUAGCGGUUUACAGUUCACAGGAAACACCGAGGUUGCAAGAGAAGGCCUGCCGUUCUGCCUCGCAUUGAUGUUGGGAUUUUUUAAAAACACCAAACACCUUUAAUAGGCAUUUGAGUUUCAAUUACGCUGGAAGGACGCUGUAGUCCUGAGUCAGUUGAAGCGAGCCCAGCAGUAAAUGAGAAAAACUACUCAAGUCGCAGCUGUGGGAAUGCACAGAGUCAUGGAUAUGGGGGCCUUCCCUAUGCUAAGAAUGAUCAUCUCGUUCAUUAUGGAGACAUGCAAUAAGGAAGAAAACAACAUUACAUCAAACAAAGUAAGCGCGUCAAAAACCUUGGCUUGUUGAACAUGGCUUGUUGAACUUUGCUUGUUGAACUUUGUUUGGAAACUUUGACACGUUUGGAUACAAAACAAAGAGGACGCGAUGUUAACGGGAGUCGAUGGAUUUCGUCUGUGUUGGGGAGUACUUCUGCAGUUAUUUAUCACUAUAAAGGAUGUCACGAUGCUGGAUUUAUGACUUCUAAAGCCAGCUGAGGAACACAGUAACAGCAGAUCAUCUAAUGGCGCCCAACACACUGAGGCUGAGAUGCAACAGUCUUCCAUUGUGUGUUGUCAGGAUCAUAACUAUGGAGCUCCACCCCCUCCCACCCCUCCUGCCUCCCCACUCUCCCAGACCGUUUUCUCCCAUACGGAACGCAAUGGUACACUGGGACGAUCGCGACCCUAUUUCCCCACCAAUGAUCCAGACAACUCUGCUGACAGUGAGAGCUCUUCGGAGGAGGAGGAGGUGGUGGAAGGCGCAAUUCAACCUUCUUGGUGCCCGUGCCGUCUAAUGGAAGAUGGCUUUCUCAUUAAGUGUGAGAGAUGCAGGGGUCUGGAGAAGAAGAAAGGGCUGGAUGGGCAGCACAGAAAAGCAGAGAAUGUUUCAGUGGGCGAGAGCAGUGCAACAGAGAGUGGAGAUGAGGACAUGUCAGCCUCUGCUGUGUCGUACACGGCCACUCAACACACACCCACUAGCAUCACUCUCACUGUCAAAAGAGUCAAACCCAACAAAAUUAAGAAGAGAAAGAAGAGCACAGAGAAAACACGCACUACUCCUAAAGCCAAGAAGGUUAAGGCUUACAGAGAGGGUUCCAGAAAAUCCAUGAGAAUGAAGAACUCCGCGUCUGAGGCUAGUGUUCUGGAUGAGAAUACAACAGAAGGAUGGGAGACACGAAUUCGCCAGUGGACGGACCAGUACGAGGAAGCUCUGUCUAACCAGUACAGUGCUGAUGUACAGAACCUCCUCAAUCACUACUGUGCCAACGGCAACUCGUCCCCCACCCCAUCUACUGUCGCCAUGGACACCAUUAAUAGAACAGAACUAGCCUGCAACAACACUGUGUUGGGCGCGCAAAUGCAGUUACAGCUGGGUCGUGUAACACGUGUGCAGAAACAUAGGAAGAUUCUCAGAGCUGCACGGAAUUUGGACCCUGAAACACUCAUCAUUGAGUAUAGAGGCAAAGUCAUGCUCAGACAGCAGUUUGAAGUCAACGGACAUUUUUUCAAAAAGCCAUAUCCAUUUGUCCUGUUUUACUCCAAGUUCAACGAAGUGGAGAUGUGUGUGGAUGCCCGAACAUUUGGCAAUGAUGCACGGUUUAUCAGAAGAUCGUGCACACCCAAUGCUGAGGUGCGGCACAUGAUAGCAGAGGGGAUGAUUCACCUGUGUAUCUAUGCUGUUGCUCAAAUAACAAAAGAUUCGGAAGUCACAAUCGGCUUUGACUAUGAGUUUAGCUGCUGUAAUUAUAAAGUGGAUUGUGCAUGUCAUAAGGGCAAUCAGGACUGUCCUGUGCAGAGACACAAUCUCCGCCCCCUUCAACUGCUGUCCCCCCAGUCUUCAAACUUUGCCCUGCCUGGAGCAGAAACACGAAGGAGACGAGCCCGACGCAGAGAGAUGGAAGGGGACAGGCUCAUAACCAGUGUUUCUGAUGAAAGCAACCACCUGCUGGAAGAUGCAAAUGAGGCACAGGGAGUUAGCGAUACAGAGGAUGCUCUUAUGGACAGAGUGACGUUGGAGAAUGGAGAGGAGGAGUUAGACGAAAAUGGAGCUCUUAUACCAAACAGACGUUCUCGUGAAGAACGCAAGGCAGAGGCCAUAAUGCACAUGUUUGAGAACCUUGAGAGGAAAAAGAAACGUGGUCAGGGUACAGCGCAGGCUACACCUGAAGAAACCAAACUGGAAGCAGGGGAGGCAGAAGUGCCCUCACUUACAGCAGGAAACAGUGUACCAAAUACAGGAGCAGGUGGAGGAGUCAGUACAAGGCGCACCUCCUUUGCUGCUGUGGAAACAACAGAUAUUGACUCUGAAAAGCCCCCUGCUACACCCAGUCCUGCCCCUAAAGCGCAAACUUCCCGCAGUUCCAAACCACGUCCUAAGAGUCGCAUCUCAAGGUACCGCUCCAGUUCAGCCCAGCGUGCUCGGAGACAGCGGCAGGCUCUUUCUCAGCAAGCAGCAGAGGGAAUUUUGGUGGGCGGUGAAGAGAGCAGUGCAGGGGCAGGCCUCAGGGAGCAGGGCCAGGGAGAGGGUGCUCCAAACUGUGGGAGUCUCCAGGAUGGAGAACUAUGUGGAGCCACCUCUUCAGGGAUGGGUAAUAAGACAAAUGUCAGAUGCCCAAAAACCAAAAAGUACCUGGUGACAGAGUGGUUAAAUGACAAGGUUCCAGAGCGGGUGGAGGAGUCUGUGGAACGCCCUUUACGCAUCACCACUGACCCUACAGUUCUCGCCACCACCCUCAACAUGCUGCCAGGACUAUCUCAUUCACCUCUCAUCUGUACUGCCCCCAAACACUAUGUUCGUUUUGGUUCACCCUUUAACCCUGAAAGACGCCGGCGACCUUUUAUGAUUGACCCUGCAUAUGGUUCUUGCAAGAAGAGGUGGAUGAAACAAGCGCUGGAUGAGAGCAUGUUAUCUGGCCUGUUGGAGGAUGGAACAGAGUCCAGUUCUUCCCACAAGAGUAACACCAGCAGCACCAGCAGCUCUCAACCGUUUAAACCUGAGCUGGCAGGACCAUUUAAGAAGAGGAAAUUGAAGUGUUCAUCAGAAACAGAAGCUCCACCUUCUGAACUCUUGUUACGACCAUUGUCCCCCAUCACCCCACCUCUGCCCUCUGAACUUCCCACAACGCCUCUUCAUUCGCUUAUGACUCCCUGCUCGCUUUAUUUAGGUGGGGAAAUAGAGAUGCUGAAUGCUACCAUGUUUUCCUACUCUCCUCUCACAUCCCGGCCCGCCAGCCGCUGCAAUACGCCUCUACAGUUUGAGAACAUCUCUUCUCCUGAGGUCUCUCCUGUGCACAGAUCAGAAUCUCUGACUCCAGAACCCUGUUUGCGACCAGAUUUCACUUCACGGGUCACUGCCUUCCCUGACUUUUCCACAAGCCGGGGAAGCCCGGCUCCUGUGUCAGAUGACUUCUCACUUGCUGCUCCAGACUCUCUGAAUGGAUCUGGUGGUGGGACUCCCCGCAGCUCAGCUGUUGUGUCCAGUCUAUGUGACUCUUCCUUGGUUUCACAUGCCAGUGAGGCACAGGCCAGAGUACAGGCCUUUAGGACAGAAUUUAACCUCAUUUACACCUGCUCUCCCCUCAAUGCCAAUUUACCCACUGGUCCUAUAAGUGACCGACACUUCCCACAAUCAGAGGGAGGUUUGUCCACGGCUGACUCCGACUUGAGCACAAUGUGCAGCCAGGGGCUGCUGAUGGAGGCGGGGUCUGGCUCUCUCUCAAUGUAUCUGGACACACAGUUUGGAGGUGGAUAUUCAGAGAGCAGCACAUCCCCCCACCCUAGCAAUCCACCACAGAAGAAGAAGGUCUCUCUGCUGGAGUACAGGGAAAGAAAGAAAGGGCCACGGGACCCAGCACCCCACGUCACAAACCUCAGCUCCAUUUGCCCUCGCACAGAGUCUCCAGGACAGCCGCGCACACAUUUUCAGCCUUCAGUCUCUCCGCACAAUUCAUUCUCUCCAGAACGCCAAGCUUUUCCACAGAUAGAGGAGGUCAGUCCUCCUGGCAUCAGGUCUGGAAACCACACACAGACCACAAUGCUGGGUGGACCAGAGUCCAACCACUGGAUGGUCUCUACAUCAGUUGAGCGGUUGAGGGAGGGACAGGGUGCUCUGGAGCGUGUUCUGAGGGGUAAUCUAAACAUAGAGCAUGCCCUUAAAAGAGCAGAUGCCGGAAUUAAUGACCAAAUCAGCAGUCAUGACAAGAGCUCUGAUGCUGUUGAGAUGGACAUGUUUGAUCUUCAAAGCUCAUCUCUGGCGUCUCCCUUAGAGAGUCCUUCUCUUCACCCACAUCAGCAGAUGCUGCCUCUCCAGCCAGAAUCCCAUCAGCAUUUGGAAAGCCCAGCCUACGACCAGCAGAGCUCCUCCUCUCCAUUCUGUCCAUCUGUAAGCCCCUCCCCUCCCCGCUGCAGCUCUGGGGGGCCGGUUUACUAUCCUUUAAAGCUGCCCACACACAGCCCACUCACCCAAGAAAGCCCGUCCUCUUCUACAGUAUCCAUCUCCUCAGUGGACUCAUCAGUGUGUGCGCCACAUCCUCACAGCAGCAGUGGAGGUGGAAUGGACACCUCAAGCCUUAAAGCUAAACUGUUGGACAGCACCCUGUCUGCUGCUCUCUCUCUACCCGCCAGAGGCCACCUUAAAAUGGACAGCGCUGCAGUACCACACACACAAGGUGCUCAUGGCUCCAGAUUGGCCCAGUCGUCCAGAGUGCACAGCCAGAGAACAGACAGACCCAGUCAGGCUAACUCGAGACAUCUCACAGCUUCUGGAGCACAGCACUAUCCACAACUAAAUUUACAGGGUUCAGGGGUAUGGACACAGUCAGGGACCUUUUAGGACCCACAGUGUGAGUGUAUCUGUGUGUGUGUGUGUGUGUGUGUGUCAGAAAGAGAAGUGUGACAUCCUCCUCACUUUUUCCUGUGGAGAAGCUAUGCGUUGUUAGAGGGAAUUUGAUGUAUUGAGUUCUGUAUGGAUGGUCUACUUUUUUCUCUUUACUUUCCCCAGUUCCUUUUAUCUUUUUCCAAAAACUGAAUUUCUGCAGUUACAUGUAACUUAGUGUGGACUUCAUAACGAUCAAAUCAAUGGAACAUUAAAGUAACUAGUUUGGAGUAUAUAAUCAGAUUUAAAUGUAUUUUGAAAAUUCACCCAAAUGCUACAAAGAUGUGUUCACACUGAGAUGCAAGUAUUUAGGAGUAAGGAAAUUUACAGAGUUAAGCACCAGUGGUGAAACAAAACCAUUUCUCUAAAAGUAGGCCUUCAUGUUUAAGACUUGUCUAAGAGUAAAAGUGAUCAUGCUGAUGAGUUUUCAACUUUCAUGUCUAAUGAAUGAUAUCAUGACCAUAUGAAAUGGCACUCUUACUUUAAGAUGCUUUGCACGCUUGACUCGGAAUACACUCUCCUGUUUUCAGUUUUAUCAGUAGUCGUCAUCAGAACAGUCGAGUAGUGCGUUCAUGGAUGGCAUGCUUGGCUCAGAGCAAAGUGUUUUUGAAUGCACAUGAAAGUAAUUCUUAAGUGAACAGCGAGUUAUUUCCUCACUCUGAAUCAUUCCAGUGUCUAGCGAUCGUUAGGGUCUGAUGGGCCUCUAGCCUGUCGAAUUCUCAUGUUAGUGUCAUAAAAUCACUACUCACUUGAUAUAUAAUACUUGACAAGCAGAUCUUAUGGUGCUUCAGUUGGUCCAGUUGAAUUGUUUAUUUUGUUUCCCAAUGUGAUCAUGGUUGCCUCUUAAGGUAAAAACAUGCAAUUGUCAGUUCAAACUUUGUUUUUUAACUUGUUUCCAAUGAUUGUUAAAGAGCCUCUCUGUGACUCGCAAAGCACAUGACUUUGCCAAAAAGAAUUUGCAGAAAUGUUUUCGUUUAUACUCUGUUAAAAGUAUGUGUACCCUCCCAAGCCCUUUAAUCCUAAGUGUAUACUUCAUUUCUUUAACUUCAUUCUCUUCAUUUAAUUUUCUCUCCUUGACCAGUCCUUGCAUUCCAACCACCAUUUUCAAAAGGAAGAGAGUAAAGAAAUGCUAUGGCCAAAUGGUUUGAUCAGUAAAUAAGACAAAGCAAGUGUGCUGCUGCUGUGGUCUUUCAAAUUUAAGUGUUUUCCCACUUUUUAAUUACAAAAAGAUGCUCACGGGACAGCCUUUUUUUAACAGAAUAGGCAUAAAGUUGUACCUCCCUUGGAUGACACCUUUCUUAAACGGUGAGAUCAACAAGUCAUGUGCAAUGAUGACCACAGUAGUGGGAUAUUGACCACACUUCAAACAAAACCGAUGCCCCUGUUGCAUUUAGAGAAUCAAAGUUGUCUGCUUGGUGGAUUUAUUCUACCGUGGUCCAACAACAGAAAAAAUUAAGUCUGUUUUUGUUUUGCCCUAUUGUAAAAAGAUCUUGAAAUGAUGACAGGUAAUGUGGUCAGCCUUAGCUCACUGGUUUAUAUGAAUGUCUCUUGAAAAGGAAAAAA